Cladocopium goreaui is the source of this 2418-nucleotide messenger RNA. Lineage: Eukaryota; Dinophyceae; Suessiales; Symbiodiniaceae. The record is from the annotation of a GenBank genome assembly.
AUGGCGAUGACACGUUUUGGAGCGCUUGUCAUGACUCAAGUGAUGCUCACCGAGUCAGCAUGCGAACUUGGUGCAUGUGAAACGGAUGCUGUGAAUUUGCUUUCCGUGCAGGUGAACUCUCGACACCAUCGUGAAACCAACGCUGGUUCUUCGAUUUGCAAAGUCGCUUUGGAGGAACAUGUUGGUUUCAAAAGUAUUUGGAACUUCUCCAAUGGAGAACCACCAGUGGAGUGGUGGCAAAACAAAGAGGCUUUGGAGGACCUUGAGGAUGGACAUAUUGAUGAGACCAGGGAUAUGAAGGACACCUUCAACGGCGUUUCGGUGGCUCAGUUCUUUCAAUGGAAUCGCAACUUUCUGACCAAAGUGCGCAAAGCCAACGCUGAAGGGAAGCCACACCUGGCAGGUUUCUGCCUCUUGCCCUUGUGGGAUCCGCAGGCAUCAAUCUUGCAGUUUAAAGAGUGCUUGCAAUAUGGAGCGGUCGGUGCUUUGAUUAAUGGCUACGACACCUCCAACACUGGUGGAGAUUUCAACUACUACAUUACCAAGGAAUAUUAUGAGUUCUGGGACUUUGUGGAGAAAUCUGGCAAACCCAUCUACUUACAUCCUCGUGAGGCUGAGCCAAGUCGAUUCUUUAAGCAGUUUCCAGAGAUGCGUGUCUCACCAUGGGGCUUUCAUGUGGAAACCGCUGAGCAUGCUCUGCGCUUCAUUCUCUCCGGCUUCUUCGACCGGUUUCCGAAGGUCAAGUUGAUUUUAGGUCAUGAUGGUGAGAUUUUGAUAUGGAUGGCAUGGCGUAUAGACCACCGCUUAAAGAAGCAGGGCUGGACGCCAGAGUCGCUCUCAUGCCAUACCGGACCCAACAUGGAAUUGUCUCCUUGUCCGGAGAAUGGCUUGUACAAGCGCAAGCACAAUGUCACUUAUUAUUUGAAGAACAACUUUCACAUCACUACCAGUGGCAUGUUUGACACGCCUGGCUUCCGACACGCCCUAUCUGUGAUGGGGCCUGAGCGGGUCAUGUUUUCCAUCGAUACUGCCUAUGAAGACAUCUCAGAUGGAGCGGGCUGGUUCAACAGUUUGUCUGAAACUGUGGCGUUGCCGCAGAAAGACUGGGAGAGGCCCUUCGCAAGCACCAUGGCGUUGAUGUGGCUGUUGGCUGUGCUGAUGGUACCCAGUUCCCAAGGCGAGCAGUGUUGCCGCGCCUUCCAAAAUGCGACCGAGCUGCGCGAAGCUGUCCGCGCUUGGGACAAUCAGUUGGCAGAUCCAUCUGUCUGGUGGCACCUGCCACUUCUGGUGCUUGGUUUGGUUGCAUUGGGGGUCGGUGGUCGCUUAGCCUUUUCGUGGAACAGCUCUCGCAAAGCUCGGAAGAUCGAACGCACCCUGGAGGAAGUCUAUGCCCAACUUUGGGAUGAGCAACCAGACACGCUCACGGCAUACUCGAAGAAAUUGAGUCGUCUUGGGCUUCAGAAAGCCAAGUUCGAGCAAAGCGUGUCUGCCAUGCGCGUCCGCCAGAGUCAAAGAGCCGGGGUCAGCAUACAAUAUCUGCUAUCUGCUGACUUCGCUCAACUCGCAACGCAACGCACUGGCAAGAACGAUCCGACCUUCAUCGACAUGAAGACGGCCUUUUGGCUUUCAGAAGAUCCCAUUGGUCGAGACAUGAUCUGUCCACGUGAUGGUAGAGCUGGAUGUGCGUUAGUCGAUUGGAUACCACGCUGUGAACGCCGAGAACAGACGCAUUUCAUGAGCUGGACCUGGAAAUACAGUCUGCACGAGGUGCAGAGUGCUUUGGAGAUGUUUCAGCAAAGCCUGGUUGGUUCAUGUUACUUCUUCAUGUGUUUCUUCGCAAACAAUCAGUACCGAAUCCUGGUCGAAGAGAGCAGCACUGGAAGCGACAAUCUCGAGGAGGUGUUUGAGAGCAAUCUCAAACGUAUUGGAAAAAUGGUUGCCAUUUUGGAUACGUGGCAUCAACCGGCGUAUUUGACGCGCAUCUGGACGGUCUACGAGCAAUUUGUGGCAUCCAUGAUUGAGAUCGAGGUGCAAUUCGUCAUGCCAAGUGCCGCUGCGGAUCUUCUGCAGAGGCAGAUUGCGCAGGGUUCUCAAGGUAUUGAUGAGGUAAUCGAAUCCCUCAGUCAAGUGGAUUCUGAAGAAGCGAAAGCGUGGAAGAUGGAGGAUGAGACCAAAGUGAAGUCUUUGAUCGAGGAGACGGUUGGCUUCGAUCACGUCGAUAUGCACGUGACGGAUGUCAUGAUCACAUGGGUAGGAUCAGUCGUGCGACAGACAUGUCGGGAGUUGCUGGACACCGCACAGAGCAAGAAGGUCAGGAAGAAAGAUCGGCGUAGAGAUUGCCGAGGCUACCAGACAGCGGCAAGCGGAUUUCUCUACGAUGGUGAGGCCAGCCCUGCCGAACUCAUCUCCUCCCUGUGA